Molecule: messenger RNA, 2662 nt
Organism: Pseudonaja textilis
Lineage: Eukaryota; Metazoa; Chordata; Lepidosauria; Squamata; Elapidae
Source: RefSeq, a predicted model, not a curated record
CACCUCCUGUGUAGCUAAGGUCCCGCCUCUCUCCUCCUGGCUCUUCGCCUUGCGGUUCGGCUCAGGCAGCAUAUGUCUGGAGUAGCAGCGGAUUUGGCGGCUACCUCUGAGAGGGUGGUUGGCUGCCGUCACUUCGGAGAUGGGCAUCCUCUCCCUGCUUCUUCUGCUGCCUUUGGUAUCCAGCUUGGAUUUCCGCUACCAUCACACCAAGGAGUUGGAAGCUUUUCUGAAGGAAGUGCAGAAGAAUUACCCUGCCAUCACUCACUUGUACAGUAUUGGCAAGUCAGUACAAGAUGUGUAUUCCUCUCCGAUCUUUCAUUUGUUGUUUCUGGAGGGAGGCAAGGUAGAGACCUCUGGGUUCUUGCUCUGGGAAGGUCUCCAACCCAGCAUAAGAUUGGCAUACCAGAGUUCAAGUAUGUUGGUAAUAUGCAUGGGAAUGAGGCUAUUGGGCGGGAACUGCUCCUCCAUUUGAUUAAAUAUUUGGUGGAAAGUGAUCAACACGAUCCAAUCAUUACAAAGCUCAUUAAUAACACCCGGAUACACAUCAUGCCUUCAAUGAACCCUGAUGGUUUUGAAGCAUCAGUUAUGCUUCAGUGUGCAUCCACAAUUGGCAGGUACAAUGCUAAUAGAAAAGAUCUGAACAGGAAUUUUCCUGAUCAUUUUACCACCAAUAAUCAAAUUAUCCAGCCAGAGACUAAAGCAGUUAUGAAAUGGAUAAAUACUGGAAUGUUUGUUCUUUCUGCUAAUCUGCAUGGUGGAGCACUGGUUGCAAGUUACCCCUUUGAUAAUGGCAAUCGUGUUACAGUUGAUGCAAAUGGUGUUAGCAAAACAGUGGACGAUGAUGUUUUUGUUCAUCUUGCAAGCACAUAUGCUAACAACCAUCGCACAAUGCAUAAAGAGAUUGUGUGUGAUGAUAUGAAUUACUUUAAAGAUGGUAUUACAAAUGGAUAUCACUGGUACAUAGUGAAAGGUAGCAUGCAGGAUUAUAAUUAUGUUUGGGGACAGUGCUUUGACAUUACUUUGGAGUUAUCAUGUUGUCACUAUCCCUCAGAAGAUAAGAUUCAAGAUUUCUGGGAUGACAAUAAAAUUGCUCUGAUUGAAUACAUUAAACAAAUUCAUCUAGGUGUAAAAGGCCGUGUUCUAAAUCAAAAGAACCAACCCAUUGCAAAUGUGAUAGUGGAAGUUCAAGGAAGGAUGCAUAUAUGUCCUUAUGUAACCAAUAAAAAUGGUGAAUAUUACCUUCUCCUCCUGCCUGGAGUCUACAUUCUCAAUGCAACCCUCCCUGGAUUUAUGUCAUUACAACAGAAAGUGGUUUUACCAAACGGUGCAGAAAAACUCAGUGCCUAUGAAUAUGAUUUUAUUUUCUCCAUGGGAUCUACCUCAAAAAAGCCUGUUCCAUGCCCAUUGAAACCACUUUAUUCAAACAGUGUUAGUACAUUUACUGUUACAGUGUUUUAUUUUCCAAUUUUUGUAUAUAUAUAUAUAUAUAUAUCUGUAGGCAUGUAAAAUUUUAUAUUAAGUUUGGUUUUUAACAGUACUUGACUAUAGAUUUUAAAUUGUAUUGAGAUAUUCUGAAUAAUAAAGCCUUUGAAUUAACUGCAUUCUGUUUCAACCUUUGAGAAUAGGAAAAUGUGCACAGGUCACAGUGGUACAAUUAUUUAUUAAUUUAAUGAAACAUCCCCUUUGCCCUUCACUUAAAAUAGAAUUACUAUACUAAUACAACUGGAUCUUGGGGAUAAAAAUGAGAAGUCAGAAGAGACCAAUGCAUAUUUUACCUGGUCAGUCUUUUCUCUUUAAUGAAGACAAAUGAAUGCAAACAUUUGCUUGAAAAAAAUGUUUUUUUCCAUUGUUUAGGGUAUCUGUACACACAUGGAACCUAUUCUGAGCAACCUGAGCCAAUGAGAUUAUUUUAUUAGUAUCUAUUAAGCAUCUAUAACAAAUGCUCUUGGAUAUGGUACUAUAUAAAAAAGGAUGAUCUGUUGCUUUUACCUUUCCUUGCCUCACCUUGGAAUCACAUUUUAGAAUUCUGAAGUCAAGAGAACUCUAAAUUAGGGAAAAUAUUUCAACGACAAACUAUUUUUACAUUCCAGGUAGAAAAAAAUACAGUACUGAUGCAGAAUUUUGCCCCAAAAUUAAUACAAAUGGGAAAAUACUAUUUUAUGUACACACACACACACAAAAAUAGCCCAAGACGUACACCAUGUGGAGGCUCUUCUUUGUCAGAUCUCAUUUUAGAAAAUAUGACUUCAAGGAAAUUGAUCACCAUUACAAUCUUUAGAUUGUAGUUAGAAAAGAAUCAACAUUACACAUUGCUGCCUCUCCCCACUACCAAAAAAAGACUGGAAACAGAUAAAUUAUUACUGUUGUGAACUGAAUUACUAUAUAAGAAUAAAAUAUGGAGGAUAAACAAAAGCAAAGGUUGUUUAUUUGUAAAUUAUAGAUUGCAACUCACACUUCAUUGUAUACUAUUUGCUUGCUGUGAAUGUUACAAUCAGUAAGUACUUGGGAUGCUACAUCUUAUUUCAGUGACUUUUAGAAUUAGUUCUAAAAACCUUUUAAACAGAAUUCUUGCCAUAAUACUUGACUACAGCACAAAUGUAAGUCAUCCUUUAUAAUUUCACCAAAGAAAUACACGUAUGGUAGCCUAAAGAACGUAACUCUA